GUUGUUGUAAGCGGCGGCUGUGGCAGUUAUCCGAGAAUGCAGGAAAAUCGACGUAACAGUGUUCUUCGGGAGGUGAAGCUGAUUUGGCCGUCCGAGACAAAGACCUGAAAUGAACAGGAUACGAAUCCACGUUUUGCCCUCAAGUCGGAACCGCGUGACCCAGACGCCCCGACCUCAGGAGCCCCAGGCCUGCUCGUUCACCCAGCGACCCUGCUCUCAGCCACGACUCGAAGGCCUGGACUUCUGUAUCAAACACAUCCUGGAGGACAAGAAUGCGCCAUACAAGCAGUGCAGCUACGUCUCCGCCAAGAACGGCAAGCGGUGCCCCAACGCCGCUCCAAAGGCAGAGAGGAAAGAUGGGGUGACCUUCUGUGCAGAGCACGCUCGCAGGAACACCAUGGCUAUCCGAGCUCAGAUGAGAAGGGCUUCUUCUGGUCCAUCACCAGAGGCUCUGUUAUCUCAGCUUAGUGGGUACAGUCGAGCAGAGACGCACAGCCUCGAUGGAGGACGAUCUGAAGCUAGCCGCAUUCUAGAUGAAGACAGCCUGAGUGAGGAGGAGCAGGGACCCUUAGUACUAGACCAGACGUGGAGAGGAGACCCGGACAGUGAGGCCGACAGCAUUGAUAGUGACCACGAGGAUCCUCUGAAGUAAACAGCUGGAGUGUACACCGCAGAGGAAGUGGCGCACACACGAGAAAAACUUAUCAGACUCCAGUCCUCUACAUCGAUCAGUUCAAACGCCUGCAGCAACCUGCUGAAGGAGAAGAAGCGGAGAUACCUGCACAACCGCAAAAUGGAGCAUGAAACUAUAGGGAGCAGCCUCCUGACGGGGGCUGAAGGUCUUUCCAUGAAGGAGAGGGACAACCUGAAGAAGCUUAAAGCUCUGCGUCGAUACCGUCGCCGGUACGGAGUGGAGGCCCUGCUGCACCGGCAGCUGAGAGAGAGGAGGCAGGCUGUGACAGAAGGAGCCCCUCAGCCACACACAAGAACAGUGACUGAAAAAUGCACGUCCUUCAUGGAUGGAACCCGAUGUACCAAUCCCUGUCUGCCCAUGGCCCGACACUGUGUCUCUCAUAUCUACCAGGACAGCAAUCAGGUCCUUUUCAAAAUGUGUCCAGGGUUGAAAGAUGUUCCGUGUGACCGAACGGUGCACAUGGGUCAGUCCGAGGACCCCCGCUGCCCAUUGCACCUCACUCUGCCUCCACCCAUGUACCAGCCUGAGCAGGAGGCUCCGCCACAAGAUGAGUUCACCCCUGUGAGCAAAGACAUGUACCUGAGUGCAGCAGAGCUUCAGCCCACAGAGAACCUCCCCCUCGAGUUCAGUGAUGAUCUGGAUGUGGAAGGGGACGGUAUGCAGGGUCCUCCGUCCCCUCUGCAGUUUGAUACAGCCCUGGCCCUGGAGGACCAGACCAUCAGAGCCAUAGCUGAGGCCCCGAUGGACAUCCUGACUGGAGAGGACCCAGACCAGGUGGACCUUGAUACCUCAGGACAUGAACUCUCAGAAAGAGACGUGGAUGCCAUCAUGAACGAUCAGGUGGUGUCAGAGGAGGUUGGAGGUGGGGAAGACGCCACCGACAGCUCGCUCCAAGACAUCGACUCUGCUGCGCCCAGAUGAACCAGCAUUUCAAAGAAUGUUUACUGCUACCUGUUUAUAAUACCGCCCACAAUUAGGUACUGAAGAAAUACUCAGCUGGGGCUGAAAGCUGGAGUAGGCAAUGUGUUUUUGGAGUCAAUGUGCAAAAAUUACUUGAUAACCUUUCAGCUUAUUGUAAUUCAUGAGGGGAACUAGACUCAUGGACCAGACUCUUGUUUUCAGACUUUAGAAAAUCCAGCCUGAGACGAGAGACUUUGGCCAGUCUCAGGCCGUUUGAGUCGCGUAAAGAUGCAGGAAGUGAGAUGUGGUGGUGCCGUUUUCAACCGAGGGAGAAGGGUUUGAAUCGGGUGUAAAGCCAAAAAUCGGCAUCAUCAGUUUUUGUUUGUUUGUUUUUUCUUUUAAAGGUUUAUGCCUACUUCAGCUUCAAAUGUCAGUGCAGAGAAAGCAAAUGAUACUGUCGACCAGACAUCUUAGAGGAAUGCAGGAGUCAAGAAAACUUUAAGGGAAAAUGUUAUUGUGUGCAGUUUCAGUUAUAAACAUCAUUGUGAUGUGCACUCACACUGAACACACACACUUGUUUCUGUUUGCCUGAUUUGAAAUAAAGAUGAGAAAAGAAAUGGUUAA
Archocentrus centrarchus (flier cichlid) is the source of this 2218-nucleotide messenger RNA. RefSeq names its product KAT8 regulatory NSL complex subunit 2 (gene kansl2). Gene Ontology annotation, cellular component: NSL complex. The record is from RefSeq and is a predicted model, not a curated record. NCBI's taxonomy places the organism in Eukaryota, Metazoa, Chordata, Actinopteri, Cichliformes, Cichlidae.